This is a messenger RNA of Mollisia scopiformis, 1971 nucleotides long. RefSeq lists its product as uncharacterized. The record is from RefSeq and is a predicted model, not a curated record. Bases 1 to 1971 code for a protein of 656 amino acids. NCBI's taxonomy places the organism in Eukaryota, Fungi, Ascomycota, Leotiomycetes, Helotiales, Mollisiaceae. The transcript has 3 exons. Gene Ontology annotation, molecular function: DNA-binding transcription factor activity, RNA polymerase II-specific; DNA binding; zinc ion binding. Gene Ontology annotation, biological process: regulation of DNA-templated transcription; DNA-templated transcription. Gene Ontology annotation, cellular component: nucleus.
AUGGAACAUAUAUCUGACCAAGGGACAGGAGGCCCCUUGGUCCCGAAGCGGAAUCGAAUUCAACUGAGCUGCACCAAUUGUCGCCAUGGCAAACUCAAAUGUGACCGAAAGCACCCCUGUUCGCAAUGUGUUCGAAGAGGGAGAGAAUCACAAUGCACUUUUACUAUGCCAAUCCGAACGCCUGUAGUCAGCUUGAAGAACAGAUUACAGCACCUCGAAAGUUUGGUGAAAGAUGCCAUGACGACUCAAAGUCCGGCUGCUCAGGGAGCUUUUUCAAAUCCUCCGAAUACGCCAAUUGGGAUCGUAACGGAUUCAAGCGGUGAUACCCAUAAUCAAGACCAGGCCAACGGACACAACACUCUUGCUUCUGGUCAAGUGCUUCUGAAAAAUGGACAGACUUAUGUGGGGGCAACUCAUUGGGCAGCUAUACUUGAAGACAUAGAAGAAGUGAAAGGAUUCUUUGAGGAAUCUCUCGAAGACGCCGACAAAGGGCAAAGUAGCCACUACAACUCACUUCUAUGGAACAUUAGGUCGCCUUUAGGAAAAGCAGAUAUGCUCGCAAAUCUUCCGCCGCGGCUCGCUGUGGAUCGUCUGGUAUCUCGAUACUUCAACUCUGCAAGUCCAGCGUUAUUCAUCGUUCACAGACCCACGUUCAAUAAACACUAUCGUCAAUUCUGGUUGGAUCCUGAAGGCACUCCGAUCAUCUUCGUCGGGCUUCUGUAUGCAUUCAUGACAAUAGCUACCCUCUCCGGCCUUGCAUCCGGAGAGACUCAUCCAGAUACCCGCGGCACACCUUCUCAUAUGCUUCGAGCAUAUCACGAGAAUUGUGUCCAAUGUAUUGUACUCUCGGACUACACCAAGCCUACUCGAUACACCUUGGAAACAAUGAUGAUUUAUGGCGAAGCGGAGUUCCUCAUGAGUCGAGAUGAUCAGGUCCACUGCUACUUACUGAUGGCUGUUGGUGUCAGACUGGCACUUCGGAUGGGUCUUCAUCGCGAUUCGAGUAAGAUUGAGACCCGUCUCUGUCCAUUCGAAGCAGAAAUCCGACGACGCAUGUGGUAUCACCUGAACCAAAAUGAUCUUCUGUUCAGCUUCCACAUUGGCCUCCCCGGCAUGAUGCAAACAAUUGAAAGCGACACACUGCCUCCCCGCAACCUACUGGACGAAGACUUCGAUGAAGAGUGUACAGAAUUACCACCAUCUCGCCCUGGAUCAGAAAUGACGCCCAUGUCUUAUGCUCUCUGCAAAGGCAGAUUAAGCAACGAAGCUGGGAAAAUCAUGGCCCUGGCCAACAAACUCCAACUUCCACCGUACGACGAAGUACUGAGAUUGGAUCGAUCAUUGCGGAAAGCAUACGACAAAGUCCCCCCACAACUCCGCCUCGACGAAUCCGAGAUCACUGUCACGGACUCGCCAAGUACUAUCCUCAAACGCUUCACUGUAUCUGUCCUGCACGAAAAGAGUCGAUGUAUGCUGCACCGCAGAUACCUCGCGAAGGUCUCAGAACAUCCAGAGUAUCAAUAUUCGAAACAAGCAGGACUCGACGCUUCUAUGAAGCUUCUGCAACGUCAAGGCCUCAUCCACCAAGCGGCAUCUCCUGGAGGUCCGUUGGCGCUUGAUCGAUGGUUUCUUUCUUCGCUGUCAACGUAUACUUUUCUACUCGCGGCAAUGAUCAUGUACCUCAAUGUCAUGAAUAGUAUCAGGGAUCAGCUCAGAACAUCUUCAUUCGAAAUCCUGGAGGGUAUCGAUGCGCUUGAGACGUCGCGCAAUAAUUGGGAGGCGGCUUUGAGUCUCUCUCCUGAAGCAAAGAGGGCUGCUCUUGUACUUAAUGGUAUGGUCGACAAGGUUUAUCAAGCGCUGGGAAAGCAACCUCCACCAAGACACAAACCAGACAUUAAGCUUGGAAGAGGUAUUGCCAGCCCAACUACGAGCAACAUGUCGCAAUUGUCACGAACAGGUGAGUUUUCAUAA